AUGGGACCCCGCACGCGCUCCACUUCAUGGCUUGUUUUUGUUUGUUUGUACGCUUCAUUACCGGGACUUGAUCAAGUGACAUCUGAACUACAUGAUUGUUCGAAGCAGUUACUAAGCGACUGCUGCACAUGCAAAUCGUCAAGUAGCCUGCGCACGCGCAGCGCACGAGCGAGCACGGAGCGCUCAGCUGCCGGCACAGCUGCCCCCGUGAUGUACCACUGUCUGACAGAUGGUCGCCUUGAAUACCAAUGUCAAGGCGUUUCUUAA
This is a messenger RNA of Danaus chrysippus (African queen), 267 nucleotides long. Lineage: Eukaryota; Metazoa; Arthropoda; Insecta; Lepidoptera; Nymphalidae. The record is from the annotation of a GenBank genome assembly.